Messenger RNA from Zootoca vivipara (common lizard), 9817 nucleotides. It is a transcript of the gene PRKACA, whose product is annotated as protein kinase cAMP-activated catalytic subunit alpha. Gene Ontology annotation, biological process: protein phosphorylation. The record is from RefSeq and is a predicted model, not a curated record. Gene Ontology annotation, cellular component: nucleus; cAMP-dependent protein kinase complex; cytosol. Gene Ontology annotation, molecular function: cAMP-dependent protein kinase activity; protein kinase A regulatory subunit binding; ATP binding. Lineage: Eukaryota; Metazoa; Chordata; Lepidosauria; Squamata; Lacertidae.
GUGACCCACUCAUGUAACUUUCCAUGUGAUGUACUUGUUUGCUUUCAGAAGCAGACUCACCGGGGUUCACUUCAAAUGAAUGGGUACCUUGUGAUACAGCUGUAUUGCUUGGCUUGGUGUGCAUUCAGCUUCCAACAGCCAACGUAUGAAUAGAGUGCUGAGUGGAAGGCUUUAUGCACCCUUCAGUGCUUACUCUUUAUUCUUUUUAGCAUAGGUUGAGAGGUAACAGGUUGAGAAGCAUUACUUAAUUCCAACUGUGCUGCUUCCAGUUCGUGAUCUGAUCCACCAUCUGCGAAGUACUUCAGAUGAAUGGAAAAGUUCAAGGGACACUUGGCUACAGAAAAUAGUUUUGAGAGAGAGAGAUGUGGCCCAGCACCAUUCCCUGUGGUCCAGCCACCAGAGGGGGGUGUUGCACAUGGUUUCUAAAGAUGGUAUAAUGCUGAUUGGUUUGCCAGUUUCAGAAUGUCUGAUUCGAGCAUCUCUUGUUACCAAUUAAUGAGAAAAACCAUGGGGUGUGUAUGUCACUUGUAAUUGUUGGCAAAGUGUACCGUUUGUGCUCUGUGCUCUUUGUUCAGUUAUUACUUGGUUUGGAAAAUGGUUGACGAUACCUUAUCUGUUUCUGCAUUAAUCACAAAAGACAUGAGCAUAGGAGACGCCGGUGAUCUCAGAAGUUGCUUCAGUGUGGUAAAAUGUGUGGAAGUGCUAAUGUUGGAGUUGUAAUAUGUGUUACUAUGCCAGAAAAUAGUCAUGUUGUCGGAGAUCUCAUUUUUGCAAAGCUCUUAGCACAUACAUGGGCCUCUUGAGAGCAAACCUGUGGCUUUACAGCUAUAUGGUGAGAGAGGGUGUGAAGUACAUAUAAGGGAAUAAGGUUUCAGAAAGUGGAACACUCAUUAGCAAUGCAUUAUGUGUAGAGAGGUGCUAAAAUAUGGCAAACAGUCAGAUCCUAACAAUGUGUACUUUGGAAGUAAACCUGCUUGAUGCAAUGAGAAAUCCUUAACAUGUAGAUAAAUCUUCCAGUUUACAUCUAGAUAAACUUUCCAAAGCCAUGUAAGGUUGAGGCUGCAAAGAAGGAUCACUCUCAAAUCCCAACAGAUUGUUGCAAGAGCUAUAUUGGUAUCUUCAUUCUCUCCUUUGCAAUCCUGUUCACAGAGCAAGGAGCCACUUUGAGAGAGGAAUGGAUUUCAGCUGAUCAGCCAGCAAACAUAAUGACCAUGUCUUUUCUUGCUCUUCUUGAUACCUAAAGCACUACUUGUAGGAAGGAGGGGGGGGACAUGGUGUGUAUAUACACGUUGUGAAAACAAUAUACAACCAGGCCCUAUUACAUGUAGAUGUGUGAGUUCCUAAGGUGCAGCUUAUUCUGACUUGUACUUAUUGUGUAGAGGUCACCAUAUUGCACUGAGCCAUACUGUUUUGUUACACAAAGUCUUUAGGCCAAGUUGAUUUCUGGUCUACCAGCUUUUGUUGGACUCUCACUCCCAUCUGCUGCAGUCAGCAUGACCUGUGGUUGGCUAAGAUGGGAGUUGUAGUCCCUCACUCUUGCUUUAGACUGGUAUGCUGGGUUCAGCAUUUUGGAACAGGGAACAGUCAUAAGGAUGGACAGCAUUGGUGAAUUUAACUGCUGGUUGACAAUACUACUAUUUUAUGCUUUAUACCUGCCAGCUGUAUUGAGAAUGAAAUCAACUUGUCCAGCCUGACCGUGGAAAACGUGCAUGAGAAUAUGUGAUAUCCUCAUUGUGGGGUUCAGACUUGUGGGAGGAAAAAAUAUGAUGUUGCUGUGAAGUUUUGCCUUUUUUGUGUUGGAGCUGUGUAAUGGGAUCACCACCCUUUGUGAUCUCCUAUCAGGAUAGUUGUAGCUCAGUAUUGUUCUGUACCUUGUGUUGGAUGAGUCUGAGAGGCCCUUAUUUUGCAGAGAAUACCUCUUGAUUACAUUGCUGUCAGCAAACGGGGGGUGGGGGGAAUUAAAAUUCUGACAUUUAUAAAAACUGUUUGGAGACUUCAUACAGACAAAGCCCUAGCUUUCUUGAGUAGCGUGGGCUUACUGGCAAGCUUGCAUUAACUAUGCAAACCCUGAUAUCAUGUUACAUUUGCGGGUAUGGAACUCUGUAAGUGUGGUGCUCCAAUUCUAAAGUACAGUACAGUAUUGCUCUUUGGCUUGAUGGUAUAUCUCUUGAUGUCUCAUUCUAAACAUUGAUAUGCUGAUGCUGCAAACAUCAGGAUAAGACUCUGCCAAUAGUUUCUAAACAAUAUUUUCCAGUGAGCAUAACUCAUUAUUAGGUAGUGGUUUGGAAUUUUGAAUUCAGAAGCCAUUUUUAAAACGUUAUUGCAAUGCUUUAUUGCACUUGUUUAAAAAACAAAGACUAUUCACCAAUUCUCCUUCCUUUCUCUCAUUAAAGUUUUCAGGUGUGAUUUAAGACUUGUUUAUGAAAGUACAUAUGACACCUAACUGAUUUACAUCAGUUUACACCACCAGCAAUUACUGAAAUGUAGGGAAAGGAAUGGCUAGUAGUUAACCACAGUCUGUUAGCAGAACUUAAAAGAUGCAGCUUCCCUAACCAUCUUUGUUUUAACUAAUUCAGGUUGUUAUCUGAUUUUUAUUUGCUACCUAUUGCUCUUUGCUGUAGUUUUAAUGUUUGACUUUCACACAUUGUGAGCCCUCUUAUGAACCAUUCGGGUUAAGAGGCAGUGUUAAAUAUGUCAAAUUAAAUAAUAUUGCCUGGUGUGCUUUAACUGAGAAGCAUUCCUCAGUGUUUCGUUUGUAGCUUCUGUGUUGGAACUUUAUGUUUCUAACCACUUUCAUUCUUAGUGAAGUAUUCCAGGCUGCUUGGAAUGGCAGGGAGUUGUAUUGUACCAGAUGAUUCUUUCAGCCAAUUAGGGUGACCCAAGUUCCCAGGGAGUCAGCUUAACCGAUUAUACACUCCCAAUAUCUGACAUAUGAAAUUGGGUUCAUUGUAAGGUAGCAAAGAACAGAAAGAGCUCUGUCAAAAGAAUCUGCUGGCAGAGUGUGCCAAGAAAGAAAAGUGAAAUAUCCCCAAGUCCCAAAUAUUCACUUUCCUUUCUGAAAAGGGGGGGGGGUGCUUCUCCAUUUCACUCGCAAGUUCUGAGAUCCAGUUCUAAAAAGUGUUGUGACAGUCCAGUAGGUGCAGUUGGAAGAGGAUGCCACUAAGUACAUUUACGUAAUGAGAAAAUUGGUUCCAUUACCUAUCAAUUUGGUACAUUUGAAAGAUAUACAGUGAUGAGGUAUAUUCAGACUUCAAAAUAAAGACUUGUUCCAUUUCUAAGAAACAAACAGUUUGAUUUUGCUUGUUCCUAAGAUGCAUUGCCCCAGGACAAGUUGACCCCAUGCUCAGGAUCUAUGAAUUAGUAUCCUGAAUUUUGCUUGCCAGUGGUCACCUCUGAGCAACUGAAGACUUGCCCAAGUGUAAUCUGGAAGCUUUUCUUCCACUGCAAAUGGCAGGUGUGGAACUCCCAAUUCAGAUAAGGAUUGCAGCAGCAGCAAGAGGUUAAAGCUCCCUAUUCUCCUGCCAAUCCAUACUGAAUCCCUGUGCCUACUAAGCUCCUUUUUAAAAAAAGGCCAUUAAUGCAAUUGCUAACUGUGUGAAAGGCAUCUUGUAUGGUCCUAAUUUUAAUGGCACAUCUAUCUUUACCAGCAUCUAAACGUUCUCUUUGCGCUUCAAAAUGUGUGUAAUUAAGAAGGCAUUAAUUGUCCUUUAGUUGGUAGUUUAUAUUAUGCUACAAUAGUUCUGCCAAUUGGAGGGGGGCAGGGGUUGACCCCCCCAGUAGUUAAAGAUAUAAGAAGAGCCCUGCUGGAUCAGAUCAAAAGCUGGCAUGAUUUAGCAUCUUGUUUCCCACCAUGGACAACCAGAUCCAGUACCAGAUAUUGGGAGGAGGCAGGAUAUGUUCACUCCAUCAACUGGUAUACAGAGGUGUGCCACCUCUGAUCCUGGAGGUAGGAUACAGCACCUUUCUCCCCUUCACAUGUGGCAAAAACUGAUUAGAGCUUGGAUGUAGCAAUAUUAUGGUAAAGGUAUUGUGGGUACAGAAUUUACUUGUACAGACCACUUGCUGUCAGCCCAAACUGUCCAUUCACGUAGCCUUUCCAGUUAGGUCUUCUUCAUCUGGUUGGACUCUUGCUCAGCAGCUUGCAUGUCUGCUUUUAGUGUUGACCCUGUUAAGUCAGAGGCACAGAAAUUAUAGGGAAUUGCUGAGGAGGGCAGAGCACCUCAAGGACUCUUCCACCUGUCCUCUUGGUGUGCCAUUCCUUGUCUUACACAACCAUUGCUUUCUGCCUCUGUGGCUGGUUGCAUUUAUUCCAGCAUGCUCAUUAAAAAAUAUUUUAAGCUUUUGUGCUGAACCGUCAGAGAUUUGCCUCCUGGGAUGACCAAAAAAUAAAUAAAUAAAUCACCUGAUCUAAUGAAGCCUCACCUGCACAAUGUUUAACCCUUUUUGUGUCUUCAAAGGUGAGCACCUGUUUGUUUUUGUGCUACAAAUUCCUAACUUCUUGAGAGCUUGGAAACCUGGCAACUUGUCUGCAGUUAGUACCGGUAGGUCUACCCCGCUCUAAGUACUUGGUUUCUACUACUGCCUACAAUUCAGUCUAGGAAGGAAAUUGUUCGCUCUACUUCUGCUACAUACCACAUUGACGUAUUUGAUCUGGAUUGAUUCAGCUGAAUUGUAGUACUGUGAAGAAGUGUCUCAUUAUUGCCUUUGUUUUUCUGCUAGAGAUGCUAUGGUAUUACUUGGUAGCAGAUCUGCAUUAACACACACCCAACGGAUUUGCAGUAUGAAUACGGUAGUAGUUGUGAACUUUUGUCUUUCUGUAAGUCGGGUGUGGAAUAAUUGUUUGGAUUUCCAGAAAUGGCAUGCUUAAUACUCAGUUUGAAGUGUUUUCCAGCCAUGUGAGAAGUUGUUCUUCCUGGGUGCAUCACUAGUCUACCUAGUUCAGUAAGCUGUCUUUGGCAGUAGUCAAAUCUGACUGCUCUCAGAGGAAGUGACUACGGUAUGUUCUUGCUUUGUGAUCUGAAUGAUGAUAAAGUGUUAGCCUGCGGAGAAGCUUUCUGAACUUUAUGAAAUGCAGAGCAGCAAAUGGAUCCUCUUUGCAUUCUUAGUUAAUAGUUUAGAGUUUCAGUCCUUAAGCUGGUGCAUCUCAACAGUUUCAGCAGAGAGAAAUGGACAAUGGAGGAGUGCAGUUUCCUCAUGGACAACCUUUGUGUGCAUGUUUUGCUGAACAUUUGUGCAGAAGAUGCAAAGUUGGUAGCCUGUUCCUUUAAGGACUUCGUACAAAGCUGGCACCAUGCCCAGCCUCUUCUCUUCUUCCCCCCACUUCAAGGCUGUUCCUUUGGGGCUUUUCCUGAAACAAUACCACAAGCUACCCUGCCACUUUGCUUGCUCUGCUUGCCCUGCAGACAGUCUCUGAAUCAAGAGCCAGCUCUGCUUUGAGGGACAAUGGAGAGUUGCAGCACAGGCAGAAUGAACUAUGCAGCCUGAGUCUGGAUCUGUGCUGAGAACAAGGCUGUCGUCUGAAAAUAGCGAUAUGGAAACUGAACCCAGUAGUCCUCAGAGUAUGUGGGAAGGCGACUCCGAAUUCAGCUUCCAGUUUUGGACCCAGCUUUUUUUGUGGAUGCACUUGGUUGGCCGGUUGGUCGCUUACAUCCUGCGUAGCUUUGGGGGGCUAAAGCAAUAACUCCUUCCUGUCCCUUAUGACUUGGUUGUUCUUUGGAGGUCCACUGUGACAUCUAAUAGUUUUAGAGCUCUUUGGCAAGCAGUCCUAUGAGGAGGAGACAUCGCCCUGCAUUUUUUCUUCUUUCUUUUUCCUUACCUCCAUUCUUCUCUGUUCUGGAUGGCCUCGCUUAAGAAAGGCUUCUUAACCUUGAGAGAAGGACAAAGUUUUAGAAGCAAGAUUUCUGGUUUCUCUUCCCAUGUUUAUCCACACACUCUGGACUGUGCAGUAAUCUUUUGCUUCAUUCAGAGAAUAUGAGCUUUUGGGGGCUGCUUAGCAAUAGAAUCCAGAAGUUAUGAGGACUGCCAUUCUGCAAAUGAAUGUUCACACUUGGAAUGUUGUAUUAGUGUUUAGAAAGAGUGAUUUCUAUCUCCAGAUUGAGCAUCCACGGAGAUAUGGGAUUGAAUGAGCUCCUACUUUUGAGUUUUGGGGGCCACACCUUGUCUUAUUCCAUCUACAGCAUCAGAGGUUUCCUUUGGCGUGCUCUAGUUUCAUCAAGUUAUCUGAACAUCUUGGUUCCUUCCAACUCUACAGUUCUAUGAGUCUAUCUCAGUCUCCCUCUCUCCUUGAAUUGUUUCUUCUUUCUGUUAAGGAAUCAUCCCGUUUUGGAAGAUAAUAGGGCUUUCCUACCUGACAAUUUUCUUAUUUGCCCUACCUUCAGCCCUGAGGACAAAAGAGAUUCGGAGAAUUUGUGAGCUAUUUUAAGCCUCAUUGCAUAGCCCUUGCUACUGCUGAUCUGGCAGGCCUUCCUCCCUCUGUAUUAAUCAAAUCUGCCUGCUGUUCACCCUCUGAUCAGCUGUGUAAGUGACCAGGCUCCCUGUAUUUCUUUCUAAACAGAGAGAAUAUGGAAUGAACUGUCUUGGAGCCUUUCUGAGCCUUAGCGUGGGGGCUUGGGAAAACCUGAUAUGGAUGGUUGCCCCGGACUGGUUGCUGAACUGACAUGAACGCUAUGGUCCAGGGAGGUGGGUUUGAUGGAAGUCGAGAGCAGUCGGCUCAAGCCAAAUGCCUGUGUGAAUCACUUGGAGGGGAAUGUUAAGAGCUCUGCUGAAUCUGGGACUGUGUCUGUUCUCCAGUUGCUGCCUUUACCCCUCUCUUCCUGUGGUGGGACAGGAAAAGCAGUGCUGCUGCACCUACCUGUUGGUAAAUAGCAAUGAGUGAAGAGAGUGCCCUCCUGGAUCCUGACUGAGCUGCUUGGCUGUGUUUGCUCCGAGAGCAGAGCUGGGGCAGAGGAAAAGAACCGGUGAUAAAAUAAAAGAGAAACAUGAGCCAUGGAGCUGAGGUGAACUCUCAAAACUCCAGCAAGGACAAAGGGUGUAAGAUGUCGGCGCUACAGAAACUGGAGAGUCUGGCAGGGCGGAUCUUUUACUGGGGGCCACGGAGUGAUUCGGGGGCACCGAACGUUGGGGAGGCAGCCUAUGAAUCUGAGCACACGGCAGCCUGGAAUGAGCAGAUGAAGGAGUUUCUUGCCAAAGCCAAAGAAGAGUUCCUCAAGAAAUGGGAGAGCCCGUUGCAGAAUACGUCCAGCCUGGAACACUUCGACCGGCUCAAGACCCUGGGUACAGGCUCUUUUGGGCGAGUGAUGCUCGUGAAGCACAAGGAUACCGGGAAUUACUUUGCCAUGAAGAUCCUUGACAAGCAGAAAGUUGUUAAGCUGAAGCAGAUCGAGCACACCCUCAAUGAAAAGCGCAUUCUCCAGGCUGUGAACUUCCCAUUCCUUGUCAGGCUAGAGUAUUCUUUUAAGGAUAACUCAAAUCUGUACAUGGUGAUGGAAUACGUCCCAGGUGGUGAGAUGUUCUCCCACCUACGACGGAUUGGCAGGUUCAGUGAACCUCAUGCCCGGUUUUAUGCCGCUCAGAUAGUGCUGACUUUUGAGUACCUGCACUCACUAGAUCUCAUCUAUCGAGACUUGAAGCCUGAGAACCUCCUCAUUGACCAGCAGGGCUACAUUGAGGUGACAGAUUUUGGCUUUGCCAAACGAGUGAAAGGCCGAACAUGGACCCUUUGUGGGACUCCAGAAUACCUGGCUCCUGAAAUCAUUCUGAGCAAGGGUUAUAACAAAGCUGUGGACUGGUGGGCCCUGGGUGUCCUCAUCUACGAAAUGGCAGCCGGCUACCCCCCAUUUUUUGCAGACCAGCCCAUUCAGAUAUAUGAGAAGAUUGUCUCUGGGAAGGUUCGCUUUCCGUCUCACUUCAGCUCAGACCUGAAGGACCUGUUGCGUAACUUACUUCAGGUAGACCUCACCAAACGCUUUGGCAACCUCAAAAAUGGAGUCAAUGACAUCAAGAACCACAAGUGGUUUGCUACUACUGAUUGGAUUGCCAUCUACCAACGGAAGGUGGAAGCUCCCUUUAUACCAAAGUGCAAAGGCCCCGGCGACACAAGUAACUUUGACGACUACGAGGAGGAGGAGAUCCGGGUGUCCAUCAGUGAGAAGUGCGCCAAGGAGUUUGCAGAAUUUUAGGGCCAGUCCCCCUUGCUUUGUGUGCCCAGGAAACGGAAGGGCUGGAUUUGAUCAGCCCCAAGGGCCAGAGUUCCUUGCCUAUAUGUUAAUUUGGGGAGGUGGGAGAGUGUUGAGGUUCACCUGAAUCAGUUUGGGCAGAAGAGAGAAAAGGGGAGUUCAUUUUGAAGCUGUGGAAAAGGCAGCAGUUGGAGUGCCAUCCAUCCACCUCCCACUGAAAACUGUAAGGUGGCUCCCAGCCAUUCUCAGGCAGGUUUUAAACAAAUUCCCUUCCUCCUCAUAUUGACUCCAACCCCCCUCCCCACCACCACCACACACAAACCCUAAUUGGACAGUCCCUGGUUUAUUGGUGGCUUUAUUUUAUUUUAUUAAUUUUUUUUAGGGGAAAGGGGAUAUAUUUGCCAUUCAUCACCCCCUAUGAAAGGUCUGGUUCAUGGGGCACUGCAAGAAUUUCUGGGGGGGGGUGCGGGUUAGGGCAAGAAAUAACCACAUCCACACAGCACUUUGGUGUUUAGACCAGCACUGAACAGGUUAAUGGCCCCACCCUCUCAACUUCCCCUAUGGGACAACUCCUGUCCUUUUAUCAGUCCCCCCCCCUUUCCAGGCCCCUUUUAUUAUCUUUAAAUAAAAAGUUUAAAGAAAUAGUUGACUGGCUUUAUAAAAAAGGGUUUUAAAAGUCUAGGCAGGGCACAGUGCUUUUUUAUACGCUCUGUCUCCCGCACCGUUAAAUUAAAUUCAGCAGGAAUUUUAACUCUGUAAAAACAACUGAGUUUUAGCAUGAAGAAUUUGUGUGUGUUUUUUGGAUAGAAAAACACUUUAUUUCCAAUCUUUGUCUCCCUAUUUUGGGGGAAAGAAGGGGGCAAUAGUUUUCACACCUGUAGGAGGGAGCAGUGACUGGUUGCCAGCUGGCGAAGGCAUACUGAGAGAAGGAACCUUGUCUCAAUUUGUCUUUCUUAAAUGUGCACACACCCCUUCUCUCUCUCUCUCUCUCUCUCUCUCUCCCCUCCCCAGUCUCCCCAUCAUCACCACCACCCUCCAAUCCAAAUGUCCCAACAUGAGUUGUUUCCCCACUUCAGGCAACUCUUGGAGCAUCUGCCUGAACGGAAGAGAAACAAGCAGGAUCUAGUCCACCCUGUGAAACAUCAGAUAGACUCUAGCUAGUUGCCAUGGUUCAAAGGGGCUUCUCUCAUUUGGUGAGCCAUCAGGGUGGGAGAAAGUCCACAUAGAUAGAGCUUGAACGUCGCAGGCAAAAUGCAUUGGCUGCUAGGAUCCUUACCCUUCCAAACUCAAACCUCCAACAUCUGUUUUUGUAAUACAAGGAUCUUUCCAGUCUGUUGGUAGAAACUCCAUUGCACCAGUCCUUAAGGGCUCCAUUGACCUGCUAUAUUUUUUCUUAAUGUUAAGAUGGUAAGGAGGGAGUGGAAAAUGUAAAUCCCGGUAUAAACAGAGGUGGGUAGGGGCUUAGAAACAAAAGUGUUGGGAAGGCCCAUUCCAUUUUGACCUGCAGUUCUGAUAGGGAAUGAGAGGUGGCAUCUGUUUUAUUAGAGUCUUUUCUCAUGGAUGCGGAGGGAGCUGUGACUCAAAGAUGAGGAGGGGGAGCCCAUUUCUCUCCAUUAAAUUUGUUCCGACUCUUUCCUCCCCCU